AUGCCUCCAUCCAGUGAACAGAGGCAUUUCUCCAUGCCCCAAUCCAACUUGGAUGGAGGCAAUGCCUCUAUGACAUGGAGAAAUGCCCCCUUCCACUUGGACAGAGGCAUGGAGUGGUUGGAGGCAAGUUUGCCUCCAUUCACAAAAAUUCCUUCUUCCACUUGGACGGGGGGUUUCUGCAUUUCCAGGAGUAAACGAAUCGCGUCGAGCUCGGCAACAGUAACGAUGGUUCUCAAGACAGAGCUUUGCCGCUUUAGUGGUGCCAAGAUAUACCCAGGGAAGGGCAUCAGAUUUAUUCGCUCCGACUCCCAGGUCUUCCUUUUUGCCAACUCAAAAUGCAAGAGGUAUUUCCACAACCGCCUGAGGCCUGCAAAGCUUACAUGGACUGCUGUGUACCGGAAACAACAUAAGAAGGACAUUGCUGCUGAAACUGUGAGGAAGAGGCGCCGAACCACAAAGAAACCCUACUCUAGAUCAAUUGUUGGUGUAACCUUGGAAGUCAUACAGAAGAAAAGAGCUGAAAAGCCAGAAGUUCGUGAUGCUGCACGCGAAGCUGCUUUACGUGAGAUCAAGGAGAGAAAUAAGAAGACCAAGGAUGAGAAGAAGGCAAAGAAGGCAGAGUUGACAUCUAAGUCACAGAAGGCCUCCAAGAGCAAUGUGCCCAAGGGUGCUAUACCCAAGGGUCCUAAGCUUGGAGGUGGUGGUGGCAAGCGUUAG
Fraxinus pennsylvanica is the source of this 717-nucleotide messenger RNA. NCBI's taxonomy places the organism in Eukaryota, Viridiplantae, Streptophyta, Magnoliopsida, Lamiales, Oleaceae. The record is from the annotation of a GenBank genome assembly.